This is a messenger RNA of Carassius carassius (crucian carp), 2386 nucleotides long. RefSeq names its product TOM1-like protein 2. Bases 63 to 1640 code for a protein of 525 amino acids. Gene Ontology annotation, biological process: signal transduction. Gene Ontology annotation, cellular component: endosome; membrane. Lineage: Eukaryota; Metazoa; Chordata; Actinopteri; Cypriniformes; Cyprinidae. Gene Ontology annotation, molecular function: ubiquitin binding; phosphatidylinositol binding; clathrin binding. The transcript has 15 exons. The record is from RefSeq and is a predicted model, not a curated record.
GCGGGGCUUGUGCGCGCUGUCCGCCAGGCUCUCUCUGUCGGCGGAUUGUUGUUGUCAUCAAGAUGGAGUUCUUGCUGGGGAAUCCGUACAGCACUCCCGUUGGCCAGUGCAUUGAAAAAGCCACGGAUGGAUCCCUGCAGAAUGAAGACUGGACACUCAACUUGGAGAUCUGUGACAUCAUUAAUGAGACCGAGGAAGGGCCUAAAGAUGCCAUGCGUGCGGUGAAAAAGAGACUCAACGGCAACAGGAACUUCCGUGAAGUGAUGCUGGCUCUAACCGUGCUGGAGACUUGCGUGAAAAACUGUGGCCACCGUUUUCACGUCCAAGUCGCCAAUAGAGAUUUCAUCGAAGGUGUCUUGGUGAAGAUCAUCAUUCCGAAGACCAACCCUCCUGCUAUAGUACAGGAGAAAGUGCUGUCACUGAUUCAGGCUUGGGCAGAUGCAUUCAGGAGCAGCCCAGACCUAACCGGAGUAGUGCACAUUUACGAGGAGCUGAAGAGGAAAGGAGUUGAGUUCCCCAUGGCAGACCUGGAUGCUUUGUCACCCAUCCACACUCCACAGCGGGGAGUCCCAGAGGUAGAUCCAGGCACACACAAGUACAGAGCGCCUGCUCAGCCCAACACAGCAUCCCAAACGGGCCCUAGACCUGCAGCUGCUGCAACAGCUGACUUAUACCCCGCCCAGAUCCCACCUGUAUCGGGACCCAUCACAGCAAACCCAGAGCAGAUCGCAAGGCUGAGAAGUGAGCUGGACAUUGUGCGUGGGAAUGUUAAAGUGAUGUCGGAGAUGCUGACCGAGAUGGUGCCGGGCCAAGAAGACACCUCCGAUCUCGAGCUACUCCAGGAGCUGAACAGGACGUGUCGAGCCAUGCAGCACAGGGUAGUGGAGCUCAUCUCUCGUGUGUCUAACGAAGAGGUCACCGAAGAGCUGCUACAUGUCAACGAUGAUUUAAACAACAUCUUCCUGCGCUACGAGAGGUAUGAGAGAUACAGAGUAGGCAGAGCAGCACAAAACAACGGGGUCUUGAAUGAGGCUUCAGAAGGGGAUAAUCUCAUAGAUUUGGACCCCGCUUCUCCAGCUGUGGUCACUCCUCGGGUCAGCACAACACCCACUCAUACACCCACAUCCACCCUGCAGCCUCCUUCUGCUCCUCCUGCUGCUGCUGUGUCUCUCUCCACACAGCUGGCAGGACUUGAAGUGGGUGCAGACAGCGUCAGCAGCACUCUCAGCUCUCUGAGCGCUCACAACCCUCAGGACGACUUUGACAUGUUCGCCCACACCAGGUCCAGCUCUCUAGCUGACCAGCGCAAAAACGUUAAAUACGAGGAACCUCAGGCUCUGGUGAGCCUGGCGUCUGCUUUGGAUAUCAGACAGCAAAAUGCCACUGGGAUCCCCGUAUCGCAGUCCUCUGUCAUGGAUGACAUUGAGGAGUGGCUCUGUGCCGAUGUGAAAGGAGAAGAAACCGAGGAAGGAGUUACGAGUGAAGACUUCGACAAGUUCUUAGAGGAGCGGGCCAAAGCCGCAGACCAGGCUCCACCGCUGGCCGCCGCCGCCGCCGUAGAGCCCAGACCUCUAGUGAGCGCAUCUAGCAGCAACCGCAGGAGGACGCAGCAGACGGAGGACAAUCUCUUUGCCUUGUAGAACAGUGACAGGACAGAUGCUCUCACUGGUGACCACAACCACAUUCCCUCCACCACUCCACCUGUUCCUUUACAAACCUACUGAUGUUAUACGGCAACAAGACCCCUGACUAAUAUCAACCCACCCCGCCUGAUAGAGCACUGUGAGAAUCCAGCUUCAUAACCGCAGACUUUGAGCUGAACAGCGCUGUCAAGCGAUGGCUUAAGCAAACAUGUAGCCAAAAUGAUUCUCUUUAGAGAGCUCGCUUCUUACAUUCCUGUCAAAUAAUAGUCGAAUAGAGCUGAUUGGUUUGGUCUUUAUCGUCCAUUAAUGAACUAACGCUCUUAAAGUUUGUCAUUCCAUGAGGUGAGGUAUUUAUGUGGGUCAGUUCUUCUCAGUCAGCUAUGGAUUGUGAUUCAAACUGUCUCUGUGGUAAAUAGAGCAAGAAAAUAUUAGAUCUUAAUCAGGCGUAGGAGCGCAUAGACAGUGGGUCGUCAUGUUUAUGAGGCUCUGGUGAAGAAAAGUGGCUAUAUUCUUGUAAUCAUCACGUGCGGAUUACCAAAGACAGAAGAAGAAACGUGUUUUCCAUCGAUAAAGGUUUUUGUAAAAUUAUAUUGACUGUUUCCAAAGAGUUGAGGUUUGCUGAGCCAUUGCCGUUUUACAAUUUUAAAGGCACCAUUUGAGGGCAUUUUAAGGCGUAGAUCAGACGUCUGCAUAUACAGUUUAUUGAUCCAAAAUUACAAAACAUUUGAAAAAAUGCAUCCUAA